Molecule: messenger RNA, 391 nt
Organism: Centruroides sculpturatus (bark scorpion)
Lineage: Eukaryota; Metazoa; Arthropoda; Arachnida; Scorpiones; Buthidae
Product: glycerophosphocholine phosphodiesterase GPCPD1-like
Exons: 3
Coding region: 65-391 (108 amino acids)
Biological process (GO): glycerophospholipid catabolic process
Molecular function (GO): glycerophosphocholine phosphodiesterase activity
Source: RefSeq, a predicted model, not a curated record
UACUAAAUAAAUAUUUUUAAUAGUAAAUAUUUUGAUAUAAAUAAAUUGACAGAUUGAAUCUAAAAUGUUUUUCAGGAUUCGAAUGAAACAAAAUAAGUACCCCUUAUUGUUUUUAACUCAAGGUGUUACAGAAAAAUAUCCUGCUUAUUUAGAUUUAAGGACAUCAUCUGUUCCUAUGGCUGCAUUUUUUGCACUUAGCAUUGGAAUCCUGGGUAUAGAUGUUCAUGCAGAAGAAAUUCUAAAGAAUAGAUCAUUAAUAAGUUUUGUGAAAAGUAAAAAUCUUGUUCUAUUUAUUUGGGGAGAUGAUGUAAAUUGCUCACAUCUUAUUAACAACCUAAAAGAAGAGGGUGUUGAUGGUAUAAUAUAUGAUAAAUUAAAAAUUAUUAUCUAG